AUGGAUGAGUGCAAGGCUGUGGCAAGUCCGGUGGACGUCAGCUCUCGACUGGUUCCGAGCAACUCUGCAAGCAAGGUGGAUGUCCCAUUCCGUGAAGCAGUGGGUGCUUUGAUGCAUCUGACGACUGCAACGCGACCGGACAUCGCGGAUAUGUCACCGUUGUUUGCUGUUUAA
Molecule: messenger RNA, 174 nt
Organism: Peronospora matthiolae
Lineage: Eukaryota; Oomycota; Peronosporomycetes; Peronosporales; Peronosporaceae
Source: the annotation of a GenBank genome assembly